GAUCAGAAAAUGAUUCAGAGAACUUUUAUGAAUUGACAGGCGUCUAAAUAGCUGGUUUGAAUGCAUGCAUAUAACAUAGUUGAAAAUGCGUAUGAAUUUAUUUGAUUCUUCUGAUAUUCCCGCUAAGUGAAGUGUAGAAUAAAAGCAUUAAGUAUGAUAAGACCAUGCUGCCAUCCGACUAAGUUUUCCCCACAGUAGCCUUACAUUCAACAAAACACGUGUGUUGACGUUUGAAAACUAAUUGUGUGUGCUAAGGAAACGUGGAAAAAAUGAGUGACGACGACCAAGUCGUCCUUACUUUGGGUGGGUAGACAGCAUAAUGCGAAAACAACUUCACUGUGGAAACAAAAAGGACAAAAACUUGGAUAGAUCGGACUUCAGCCGACUGUCACCAAGUUUUGGUAAGUGUUUACACGGAGAAUGACAGUCCUGCUAAAGGACUAAGUCGCGUUAUGAUGAACAAAAAACUUAGAUCACCGAAUCAAGUUGGUGAAACGAACACAAUGGACUCGUUUCAAGAUGGUGGCCAACAAAACAUGAACUCGACACAAGGCGAUUUCAUGGAUGGUUCUCAUAUGAAUGCAGAUAUGAACAAUUAUCCCCCAUCUUCGAUAGGUAUGGAAGGUUAUGGUAGAAUGAAUCAAAACGUUCAUCCUAGUCAAAUGCAGGGCUACAGCCCUUAUAAUCGUGAAAAUUUUAACCCUGGUGAACAACAUGGCGGAGCGACAGGAAGUUCGGAUUAUAUGAAUCAAAACGCAAACUUUCAGGGACAGUACCCUAGACAAGGCAUGCCCAUGGGUAUGAAGCCUGGGAUGAGGGCGGGCAUGGGUAAUCCAGGGGCCCCAAUGAUGCCCCCAUAUCAACAACGUAUGUCGGGGCAAAGUAUAUCACAACAAAGUGGCCCCACUCCUACUCUCAAUCAACUUUUACAGACUCAGUCUACAUCCAGCACGUCGCAACGAAUGCAGCCCAACAACUAUGGUGAAUAUCCUCAGAAAGGAAUGAAUGACAUGAGUAAUCCAUCAGCUUACAGCAUGCAGCAGCCCUGGGGAGGUCAUCAGAGACCCAUGGGGUACCACCCCGGUUCCAUGAACAGUCCAGGGCCGGGGUUCAGAGGACAGAACAUGUCUGAUAUAAACCAACCACGAGGUGGUUACUCCCCUUCCAAUUACCAAAUGCCACCACAAAGUCAGUAUGGUGCGGGGCAAUAUUCCCCCAAUUCCCGUUAUGGUAGUAUGGGUGCACCUACCCGGCCAGGCCAAGCCAACAUACCAAAUGCAGGAUUUGGCCAUUCAAAUCCGCAGAUGUCAUCUGGGCAGCCUCCAGGACUGACCCCACCCCCUCCAGGUGGAAUCACCUCCCCCAUGCCUAACGAUUCUCCCCAUCAUCGUCAAGCUUCACCCUCACCUCUACGACGUCAGCCAACACCAACUUCACGAUCUUCAUCCCCACAAAACACACCUGGCGGAGCUCAGCAACAGCAGCAACCCAGUCCAUCUGGAAGUUCGUCUAGUUGGAAUGGAAAUAAAAAGAAUGCUGAAGAUGGUGAUAUGGAUCUCUCAGGCUGUGAUGAUGUAACAUCAUGUGACAAUAACUCCCAGGGAUUACCUACCUCAAACUCGCCACAUCCCUCCAUUUCAUCACUGAGGCCUAUCCCCUCUCCAGUAGGAUCAUCAGGCUCAAGAUCAAACACUCCCGCUUCACUGCCAGGGAAUCAGGCAGGCAGUCCUAUGCCCCCUCGCCCUCCCUCACAACAUGAGAGUAAUCCAACAUCUAGGAUGACCCAGUCACCCAUGGCUACUAGUUAUAAUCAACAAAUGAUGCCCCCUCCCAUGGGUCCAAAUCAAGUGAAUUAUGGGCCAGGCAUGGGCAAGAUGCCAGGGAACAUGCCUGGACCAAUGAAUCAGGGGUUCUCCCAAUAUAAUUCCCAUUAUCCACAAGGUAACUAUUCAAGUCGACCAGGAAUGCCCCCUGGUGGUGCAGUGAUGCAAAAUUACCCCAUGUACAAUGGUCCCACCCCAGGAGCACCUAGUGCAGGUGCCCCAAAUAUGUACAAUAAUAUGCCUGUGAACAGAAAUUCAAGUUACAAUCCAUAUGGAGGACAGAAUAAUAUGAUGAGUGGUAUGAAUAAUUAUAACGCUGGAAUGCCUGAAAUGGCAAAUGGACCAAGACCUCCGACCCCUGGAACGCCAGGGUCAGGGGGAUCCUCCUCCAAAAGUGCUAAGGCCGCAGCACAAGCUGCAUUGAUGGCAGCAGCAAAUCAGCAAAGGUCACAACAGCCGAGUGGUCGCUCAAACAUACCUCCACCCUCCCAGAUGAUGUAUGGACAGGGUGGACCCCACCCGGGUUAUCCGGGAGGGAUGACAAACUCUCAUUCUCCAGUGCCUAAUUCUCUAGGACCCAAUUCUAAUAUGCCAAAUUCUAGUAGUGCACCCAAUAUGGCAGACUCUUCUACCCAUAAUUCCCUGCCUCCUUCUCAGGAGAGUAGUAAUCCUCAAUCAAAUGGCCCGCCAUCAAAUUCCUUCGGAUCCCCGUCAUCUGUGUCAUCAACCAAUGAAAAAAUGCCUUCACAACAAAACAUCCCUCCAUCUAAAAAGCAAAAUAUGCAACGAGACUCCAGUAUAUCAUCCGGCUCAAAUGACAAUGUGACAUCAUCAUCAGAAAUGACUGCUAAUAAUAAUAAUGACAGUAGUGUACCGCCUCAGUCUGGAUCCAUGGACUCUAAAGAACCACAGUCAGGGACUCCUCCCAAUCAGGGGCUACCCUCAGAGAGUUUGGGGGCUGACAGCAAUAUGUCCUCUCUGACGGACACUUCGUCCCAAGGAGGGGACAUGUCUUGUCAUGAGCAGAAGGAUGUAGAGAUGCCUAGCAUACCUGACCAGAGUAACUUGCCACCUAAUGCAAUGAAGCAGGAAUUACCCAUCACAACUACAGCAACUACAAAUGCCAUGGACAAAAACAUAGUGACCCAGGUGAACACUUGUCCGGUGAUGAGCACCACAGCAGAAGUGUCCAGCGACGGACACCCCCACAUUCCGGCCAUACCCCAGCAACAACAGCCUGCACCACCCAACCCAAUGCCCCCACUAGAGGAAGUAGUCCCAGACAAAAAAAAGAAAAAGGGAGGAGAUGUGAACAAAUUGUAUGAAAUGGGCAAUGAACCAGAACGCCGGUAUUUCCUGAAUCGACUGUUGAGCUUUCUGGAGGAGAGAAAUGCUCCACUUAACAACAUGCCUUCUAUAAGUAAACAGCCCUUGGACCUAUAUCGGCUUUAUCUACAUGUCCAAGAGAAGGGUGGAAUGCUUGAGGUUACAAAAGCAAAAAAGUGGAAAGAAAUCUGUGGUCUUAUAAAUAUUGGUAGUUCUGCCAGUGCUGCAUUUACACUUAAGAAGAACUACAUCAAAUACCUCUUUCAUUAUGAGUGCCAGUUUGAGCGUGGUGGGAUGGAUCCUGGACCUAUCCUUGCCAGCAUGGAGGCUCAGCUGGCUCAGAAACGCGAGUCCAAGAAAAGUCGAGCACCCUCACCGGGUAAGAAGGAUAAAGCUGGAUCUCAAGGUUCCCAAGAUGCAUUUAGACCACCAAGUAAUUCCAAUGCUAAUCAGGGAAUGGAGGGAUUCCCAGGAAAUAUGCCUAAUCAAGGCUUUGACCCCAACAUGGGUCCCAUGGGUAUGCCAGGGAUGAUGCCUGGACAGGGACAAAUGAUGAACAACAUGAUGCCACCCAGUUCUAUGGGUGGAAUGGGCCAUAAUCAAAUGAUGCACCCAGGAAUGAUGGGUGGUAACUACAGCAUGAGACCAGGCAUGAUGAAUCCUAACAUGAUGCCUCAUAAUAACAUGAUGGGCAUGCCUCCAAGUGGCAACAUGGGCAUGUCCCAGAACAAUAUGGGCAUGCCUGGCAAUAAUAUGGGUAUACAAGGAGGUGGUAUGAGGAUGUCACAUGGAAACAACAUGGCCAUGCCCAACAGCAGCAUGGGAGGCAUGCAUUCUGGGAACAACAUGCCUAUGCCACCACAAAAUAAUAUGGGCAUGGGGCAUGGCAAUUCUAUGGGAAUGCCUCCAGGGAACAACAUGGCUAUGCCACCACAAAAUAAUAUGGGCAUGAGACCUGGAAGUAACAUGGGAAUGCAGCCAUCUGGAAAUCACAUGCCCAUGCCUUCAUCAACAGGGAAUAUGCCUCCUUCGUCAACAAAUCAAGUAGCACCACCUGUGAAUGGUGAUAGCAUUAGCUGUCAGGACCCAUUUGCAGAUGAUCUAAAUAAUAGUGGUUUUAUGAAUUCAAACCAACCAAAUUCUCAAGGAUCAAAUUAUUCUGGCAUGCCACCCCAUAGUAGUGCUGGAAACUUCAAUAAUAACAGCACCAAUUUCAAUAAACCAAAUAUCCCUCCCAGCAGUAUGGCUCAAAAUGUCCCUUCAAGCACUAUGGGACAAACUCCAGCACCCAGUAUACCAUCUCAAAAUAGCAUGGGACCUAACAUGAUGCCAAGCAUAGGACCCGGUGCUCCCCCAUCUGGCACAAUGAUGCCAGGUUCUGGAACAUCAAAUGUACCAAUGAACAGUAUGGGACAACCUAUGACCCCUAGCAGUAUGUCACAGUCUAUGCCUCCAAGUAGUUCAGGGCAGUCAUUGCCUCCUACCAGCAUGGGUCAAUCAAUGCCACCAAGUAGCACAAUGCAAUCCAUGCCCCCUAGCAGCAUGGGUCAGCAGGUUUCCCCCAACAGUGUCAGUCAGUCUUUGCCUCCAAACAGUAUGGGACAGUCGGCUCCUGUCAGCUCUAUGGAUCAAUCUAUGGCAACCACAAGUGUUCCUCAGAACAGCGUUUUACCUAGUGUUAUGACUCAGAACAAUAUGUCUCAAAAUCUUCCAGCAAGUAUAUCACAGAGCCUGCCAUCAAGUUCUGUGUCACAGACAUUUAAUAAUAUGAACCAGUGUGGCCCGUCUAGUAGCAUGGGCCAGAAUAUGCCUCCUAUCUCUUCUUCACAAAUUUUUCAGCCAAAUAUGGAGAACUCAAUGCCAAACUUGUCACAGGAUUCCUCCAUACCAUUUUCCAAUUAUCAGUCCAAUAACUCGCAAGAUGGUGACCUUUCCCAGGGCUCCACAUCCAACAUGAGCACACAUUCAAUGUCCUCUGGGCGGAAUUUUCCAUUUGGUGAAAAUCAGUUCAAUAAGCCAGAAAGGUUUGAUUCUCCAAACCCUGUGCAAUCUGUCACGCCCACACCAACCCCUCCCCCUCAACGCCAGCCUACACCACAGUCAUCCACUCCAUUACAGCAACCACCACAACCGCCACAAGAUGCCACAUUUCCACCAAACAGAUAUGGAAAUCAGCCUCCUUCUGUGAUGCCCCAGGGUACACAGCCACAUGUAGGUGGUCCCCCUCAUGAUCCAUAUCAUCAGAACUUCCCUCAUCAGCAAGGAUAUUCCACCCCCAACAAAAUGAUGACAGGGCCCCAGGACCAGUAUGGAGGUUAUCCCUCUCAGUAUCAGAAUUAUCCUGGCCAGAGACCAGCCAUGAGGAAUGAUAUGAAUAUGGGAAUGUAUGGCACUCCUAAUAAACGGUUUCCAGACCAAUACCCUAACCAAGCUGGCUAUAACUCGCAGCCACCUCCUUCCUCAGGGUACGCCUCCCUGCCUUGUAACACACAGUCCUCUGCUUAUAACUCCUCAGGGAUGAUGGGCUAUAACGCCCCACCAUCAUCGUACACUGAUGGGUCCCAUCAAAGUUCUUAUUAUAAUAACCAGCCUUCAUCGUAUGGAGACGGUUCUUAUCACAGGGACGGUAUGGGCUAUGAUUCACAGGAUUCUAGACCCAAUAAUCAGUGGUCACCAAUGCCAAGGUAUAGCCAUGGCCACCAUAACAUGGGAAUGAGCCCCGCCCCCAAUAUACCACCCCACAUGGCACCAUUCAACAGGACCCACAGGAUGUCUCCUACCCCUAGUCACAAAGCAGGACCCUACAUGUCACCUCCCAAAAUGAAGAUGCCCCCAAAUCAAAUUCCUAAGAAGGAAAUUCCAUUCCCGCAUGACAGUGUAGAGGCGACAACACCUAAUUACUUCAAAAGGCGACGUUUGACACGAUCUGAUGUUGGUCCAAUAGAGGCAUGGAGGGUGAUGAUGGGACUGAAGUCUGGCUUGUUAGCCGAGAGCACCUGGGCUUUAGAUACGCUUAACAUUCUACUAUAUGAUGAUGCCACUGUACAGUACUUCAAUCUAGCUCAUCUGCCGGGAAUGCUAGAAAUUCUGUUAGAACACUUUAGGAAAUCUCUGAUCUCAAUCUUUGGUGAUAUGUUUGAAGAAAUGGAAAAAAUGUCGGAUGAAGCUGAUGAAAUUCCCAAUAAAAGCAUGCUCAAUGUCGACAUGGAGGAAAAAGUGACAGUCAAGGAUGAGGACUUUACAAAUUAUACGUUGGUUUCUAGGAAAGGAUUGGAAGUGAAAAUGGAAGACACAAACAGCAAAGACAUAAGUCCACUAGACAAUAAAGAGUGGGACAUCUACUCGGGAUACAGCUAUAAGUAUGGGCAUUGGCAAUUAGGAGGAGGUGAUCUAAGUUCACAUAUUGUGCCAUGUUUUGGAAGUUCAUAUGAGAGUGAAGUGUUCAGGAAGAUGUUUUUCAGACCACCAAUGGAAGUGAAGGAAGAAAUAAAAAUUACAGAGGAGGAGAAAAAUUCUAUAAACGAUGAAAAACCAAAAGACUCACAGCAUGAGGAAGAUGAGAAAGAACUCAAUGAUUUAAAGAAAGAAUCAACUGACUCAAUAAAAGUUAAAGAAGAAGAACCAAUUAAGAACCAUGUAUUGAAAAAAGUGAAAAUAAAAGAGGAACCAGUUGAAGAAGAAAAACAGGAUAUCAAAGAGGAAAAGGACAGUGAUGAUGAGAACAAAGAAAGUAAUGGUUGUGAUGAAAAAAUGGAUGAUGCCAUGGACGAAAAGGCUAAUGUCAGUUUGGAAAGUGUGAAAACAGAACCCAGUUCUGAUGAAAGUAUGAUCAAAGAAGAAAGUGACACUGAUAAAAGUAACACAGAGAAUGCCAGUAUAAAACGCAAACGGGAACCGGAGCAGGAAGAUGAAGCUUACCAAAAAGAUGAGCCUCCACUUCGUCUCAUCUCUGACAUGCAGGAGGAACUGGGAAGAAGAUGUGUAUGUAUAUCCAACAUUUUCAGAAGCUUGUCUUCAAUUCCAUCAAACCAUUUAGAACUUUCCAAACAUCCAGGACUGAUGUAUACACUAGGAAAAUUACUUAUGUUGAAUCACCGACACCUACCUCGAAAUACAACUCGUAAAAAGUUUGAUCGUGAUGACAGCGAGAUGGAAGACAUUACUGAUAGUCAUCUUCAUCAGAACGAUGAGGAGUGGUGGUGGGAAUACUUCUCAAUGCUGCGGGAAAACACACUUGUGAUAUUUGCAAAUAUUUGUGGACAUUUGGAACUAAAGUACUAUCCAGAAGAAAUCUGUAUGCCCAUUUUGGAUGGCUUAUUACACUGGGCAGUUUGUCCGUCAUCGUGUGCCACAGAUCCUCUGCCAUCUACAAGCACAUCCGUCCUCUCUCCCCAGCGAUUAGUUAUGGAGGCACUCAGCAAGUUGUGCAUUCAUGAAACAAAUGUUGACCUUCUACUGGCAACACCUCCAUUUGAUCGCAUUGUGCAGUUAUUUAGUAUUCUGACCAAAUUGUUAGCAAAUAAGAGUGAACCUGUGACUUUAGAGUUUGCUCUUGUUCUUUUAUCGUCUCUUGUACAAGGGGACACCAGCUCUGCACGAGCUGUAGCCAUGCAGCAUCCCUCCAUCUCCUUACUUAUAGACUUUCUAGAAACAGCAGAACACAAAGCAAUGACUGUGGCCAAUCACCACGGCAUCAAUGCUUUGAGGGAUAACCCAGAAAUCAUGGGAACCAGUUUGGACAUGCUCCGUCGAGCUGCAAACAUACUUCUUCAUCUGGCCUCGAUUCCAGAAAACCGCCCUUUGUUCACUCAACAUCAGCAAAGACUGCUUUCUCUUGUCAUGUCUCAGAUCCUGGAUCAGUUUGUGGCACAAAUUUUGUCUGAUGUUCUAUUUCAGUGCUUUCAAGGUGAAUUACCUAGUAGCUAGUACAUGUUUGUUAUCCAAAAUUGACUAUGAAGUUACACAAUAGGAGGAAACGUAAACGGUGAUGUUUUUGUUUUGCCUUGUAUACUCAUUGUAAAUUCAUCAUUGACCAUUUUUCCAUUCCUAAAGACUUGAUUGUAAUAUAUGUAAUAUAUAUAUAUAUAUAUUCAUGAAUGUACACAUGAGGUUUUCAAUGAAAUUCUCUUUUUCAAAACAAAUUGAAGUACUGCCCACACAUGAUUGUUCAAGAUUCAUCCUAACAUUGCAUUUCUUCAUCAUUGAAACAAUGUGAUAAAAUUUAGAGAUUUUGAAUGUUGUUUCUUCAUUUUAUUUUUGUAUUGUUCAUUUUAUAAGUGCAACUGGAAUUGUGAGUGUUAGAAACAAGCCCUUGAUUCCACAUGUUGUGUAUAAGUUUGUUGUAGUGUGGCGAGAUCAUGUUUCAAUUGGUCAACAUAUUUCUCCCAGAGAUUUGAGACAAAAAAAAAUUUGUUUAUCAAUUCAUUAUUUAUAUCUGAACUAAAGAAACGCAUUUCAGAUAGGUACAGUAAAUAAGCUGGAUUAAAUGCGUUGCGUUGUAAAUAUCAUGUCGAUUGUUUGUAGUUUGUAAUCAUCUGUAUCAUUUUUGUGCAGAGGCUUUAUACUGUACGUCAAAAGAUCCAAAUAAAUGUAAAUAUUUUAAGUAUA
Messenger RNA from Saccostrea echinata, 8756 nucleotides. RefSeq names its product trithorax group protein osa-like. Gene Ontology annotation, cellular component: brahma complex; nucleoplasm; nBAF complex. The record is from RefSeq and is a predicted model, not a curated record. Bases 453 to 8075 code for a protein of 2540 amino acids. Gene Ontology annotation, biological process: regulation of transcription by RNA polymerase II; chromatin remodeling; positive regulation of DNA-templated transcription. Gene Ontology annotation, molecular function: DNA binding; nucleosome binding. The transcript has 17 exons. Lineage: Eukaryota; Metazoa; Mollusca; Bivalvia; Ostreida; Ostreidae.